Stegastes partitus (bicolor damselfish) is the source of this 1504-nucleotide messenger RNA. RefSeq names its product MINDY lysine 48 deubiquitinase 3 (gene mindy3). The record is from RefSeq and is a predicted model, not a curated record. The coding region runs from base 200 to 1504 and encodes 434 amino acids. The transcript is spliced from 15 exons. Gene Ontology annotation, molecular function: cysteine-type deubiquitinase activity; calcium ion binding; K48-linked deubiquitinase activity. NCBI's taxonomy places the organism in Eukaryota, Metazoa, Chordata, Actinopteri, Pomacentridae. Gene Ontology annotation, biological process: protein K48-linked deubiquitination.
ACAAUUCUGUUGUAAAUAAACGAAUGACAGAGACGCGCCUGUCGGUGAAAUUGCUACCAGAAAUAUUAUAAACACGGAAUUCAGUAACUCGACUGUGUAAUAAGGCUGGUGUGGUUUCGUUGAUGUCAUUCCUACCCGCCAGUUUGCUGCCAGCCGCUAGAGUCAGACUGUGUCCUGCCACACAGGUAGCUUGUGGCCAAUGCCACAGGCUCGACCUGCCCACAGGAGUGGACUGUCAACAUCGGAAAGAGCUACCAAGUUGGCCUCAACAGACCUCUUGUUUCCACGUGGCUGCUGGACUGAAGAGGGGGUGCCUGUGGAUCUGCCAGCACUGAAAGCAAACAUGUCAGAAUUGAAUAAAGAGGUGGUGGAUCUGGUGUGGGGGAGACCCUCUGGUGGAGGAGUGUCUGCCUCCAUCUUUCGUAGAUGGACCCAAGGAUUUGUUUUUAGCGAGAAUGAGCACACAGCACUGGAGCAGUUUGAAGGAGGGCCAUGUGCUGUAAUUGCACCUGUCCAGGCUUUUCUCUUAAAGAACAUUCUCUUUAAUAGAGAUAGUUCCAACUGGAGACAGAUGUCAGCUGAGGAGCAGAAAACAGCCCUGUGUUCAACGCUGAGUGAAAUCCUGGAGUCGGCCUGUUCCAGCCCCUCCACAGGAUUCUGCCUGGUUACCUGGGCCAAGGGACAGAGCCCACACACUAGCACACACACUAACACACAGGCACCGUCGCAAACACAGGACAUGCCAGAGCCAGAGAGCAGCCAACCACCACAGGAACAGCAACCCACUGCUUUGGCUGCUGAGGAACUUGGCUUUGAGCGAUUUCACAGCGUUCUCCACAAGCGGACAGUCGUGUCGGUGUCUGAUCUCAGAGAGGAGGUGCUGUCUCUCUACCACACCUGGAGGGGGUGCUGUGGAGUUUUGCUUUUCCUCUACUCUGUCAUCCUUACCAAGGGCAUUGAAAACAUAAGGAAUGAGAUCCAGGACACAAUGGAGCCUCUUAUAGACCCUGUGCACGGCCAUGGAAGUCAGAGCCUGGUGAACCUUCUUGUAACUGGCCAUGCUGUCUCUAAUGUCUGGGAUGGAGACAGGGAGUGCUCUGGCAUGAAACUACACGGAAUUCAUAAACAGGCAUCAGUUGGCUUCCUCACGCUUAUGGAAUCGCUGCGCUACUGCAAGGUCGGGACAUUCCUCAAAUCUCCAAAGUUCCCUAUUUGGAUACUUGGCAGUGAAACGCACCUCUCAGUAUUUUUCACCAAGGAGAUGUCACUGGUAGGUCCAGAGUCUCCAUCAGAACAGGCAAGGAGGGUCUUCCAGUCAUUUGAUCCCGAAGAUAAUGGCUUCAUACCAGAAACUCUGCUGGAGGACGUGAUGAAAGCUCUUGACCUCGUCUCAGAGCCCGAGUAUGUCAGUCUGGUCAAGAGCAAGCUGGAUCCAGAGAGCUUGGGCAUAAUUCUUCUGGGCCCGUUCCUGUUGGAGUUCUUCCCUGAUCAGCUCAGCAACUGA